This is a messenger RNA of Maylandia zebra (zebra mbuna), 933 nucleotides long. The record is from RefSeq and is a predicted model, not a curated record. NCBI's taxonomy places the organism in Eukaryota, Metazoa, Chordata, Actinopteri, Cichliformes, Cichlidae.
UCAUGACUCUCCAGAUGUCUCUCCUCCCAAGAGAAGACGUCACGACUCUCCAGAUGUCUCUCCUCCCAGGAGAAGACGCCAUGACUCCCCAGACUUGUCACCACCAAGACAGUGUUCAGGAAAGUCAGAAAAAAUGCAAAGUAAAGAUUCAGCCUCCAACAAAAGCAAGCUCAGCUCAUCCUUGUUAAGUAAAAAACGCUCACCGGAUCCUCAUCGGUCAGCGGUGGCUAAGAAGGGUCAGAAUAGACAUGAUUCAGACUCGGAUCCGUCUCCCCCGAGGAAAAGGCCCCUGAAGGGAAACGCCUCAGACUCCGACCAAUCUCCCCCAAGGAGGCCCUCAAAAACUAAACGGGGCUCAGACUCUGACCAGUCUCCACCCAGGGGGCAGCCACCGAGUGGAAGGGACUCGGAUGGAGAUUUGUCACCACCUCGUAGGCCAGGCCAGUCACAGGGCCAAAGGAUGCUAUCUGGUGGAAAGGCAGGCCUGGUUUCUGUGGACAUUCUAAGGAAAGAGCAAAAGGAGAACAGACGCAGAGAAAAACACAAUCAGCCACUUGAAGAUGAAUCGCGUAACGCUCAGGCGAUUUUCAGAGACAAAAGUGGCAAAAGCAGGGAUCUGAAUUCAGAGAGAAAUGAACAGAAAAAGAAAGCUGGUGAAAAAGCGGCAACAGACGAGAAAUACGCUCAGUGGGGAAAACGGUUGGCACAGAUCCAGAUGCAUCACCAGAAACUUAAGGAAGCUCUGCGCGAAGCCCUUAAGCCACUUGAGGAUCUUGACCGCAUGUUGAGAGAACAGGAAAGAGAAGGCGAUCCUAUGGCUGCAAUGCGCAGGCGUAAAAAGGACCGUGGCACAAAAACACAAGAUAUUUAACUCAAAGAGAAGAGGACAGGAUUCUCCUGUCAAAAAGACCCGGCAUGACUCUCCAGACAUCU